AUGCGUUGCUGGCAAACAACAAGAACGUCAUCACUGGCAGUCGCCCUCCCUCUGAUUUCAUACCCAUGUCAGAUAAGGAUAUCAAACAGUGAACUGUCUGCUGUGUUCCAGCUUUUCGAUUCUUUUAGAAUUUGUUUAGGAUGCAAAGACUCUAAACUCGAAGUACUACAGAAAGUGCUUACAGAUAUACAUCUAAUUCUGGAGUUCUCGGUAGUUUAUUCGGAGUGUCACCUUCGACGCCUUUCCGCUUUCUUCCCUAGUUCACCGGUAUCAAGAUGGAACGCAACGCCCGCGAAUACCGUUCGUAAAGCAACCUAUAUUAUUGUCCAUUCACACGUCGAUGCCCUGCUCUUCUCUCUCUCCUACGUGUAUCAGGCUGAAUGCAAGCAGCCAGCAGACGUUCGAUUUAUCUGUCCCAGUGCAACUCGAGAACGCAGCGCGCUGCGCCACUGGAUCGAUUACGAGAAACAACCUCGACGUCACCGCAUAGCGACUCCAUCACAAGCUUCUUCUGCGAGAACACAGAAUUUCUCAUACCAGUUAAUCUUCGAUUCCACCCGCGAGACAGAUCCCCGUCUCUUUGCGGCCACCGACGAGACGGCAUUCUACAGCGGCAUGGUAUGCUUUACGGGACGUGCCCCUGGAAGAUCCCGUCUCUUCUGCCAGGAUGGGAUAUGGCCCUGGACUCGGACUCGAGUCAUCGCAGCGAUCGCCUCUGAUAAAGAGUGCGUCACUCCAUUGCUCGAAGGGAGCGCAGACGGCUCGAAAUAUCUCCACUUGCUCUGCAGACUGCUUUUGACUUCUGGUGCUUGUUUCACCGUGAACUACGAAGCGCUCCACAAAUCCUCCACCGAACGGAACAGCGUACUCCUACGUGUGUGCGUACGGUGUGUUUGCGGUGAGGAUCGUCCAGAAGAAGCUCGUGAUAUUCGGGAACGGCGCCGGGCGCGUUGUAACGGAGAAAGACAUCGCAUGGAACCCUGUUUACAUGUCAAGGACACGUGA
This is a messenger RNA of Cyanidioschyzon merolae strain 10D, 1005 nucleotides long. RefSeq lists its product as hypothetical. Lineage: Eukaryota; Rhodophyta; Bangiophyceae; Cyanidiales; Cyanidiaceae. The record is from RefSeq and is a predicted model, not a curated record. Bases 1 to 1005 code for a protein of 334 amino acids. The transcript has a single exon.